AUGUAUCCGUCGAGUGGUGCCCCAAUGGCACAACCUCAAAAGCCAGAGACUUUCAUGCUCUCUAACGAGGCUCAACAGAGCCUGCCGCAGGAUGCGCAAGUCGCCCUGCAGCAAGUCGACAACCUCAAAUACUUCCUCAUAUCUGCACCCGUGGACUGGAGUCCGGAUUCUCUCAUCCGAAGAUUUCUCCUUCCCACAGGCGAAUAUGUUUCUUGUGUUUUAUGGAACAACCUUUUCCACGUUUCUGGCACAGAUAUUGUCAGAUGUCUGUCAUUUCGCUUUCAGGCAUUUGGCCGACCAGUAAAGAACCCCAAGAAGUUCGAGGAAGGCAUUUUCUCCGACCUGCGCAACCUGAAGUCAGGCACAGAUGCAUCACUGGAAGAGCCGAAAAGCCCCUUCCUCGAUUUCCUAUACAAGAACAACUGCAUUCGCACGCAGAAGAAACAAAAAGUCUUCUACUGGUACAGCGUUCCACAUGAUCGUCUAUUCCUCGAUGCCCUCGAGAGAGAUCUCAAACGUGAGAAGAUGAACCAGGAGGCAACCACUAAAGCCGUGGCAGAGCCAGCUCUGUCAUUCGAGUUUGACUCCUCGCAGUCACUUUUUGAGCAAUUGACAAAGGCUCAGCAAGCAAGCUCUUCAUCUUUUGCAACUGCAAAUGCAAAUGCAUACUCUCAAUCCACAUCCCCCGUCCUCCGCGCCACAGAUUCCAUGCCUCCACCGCAGAUGGUGCCCCCCCAUCCCCAGAUGUCUCGUUCCCAGGAGCCCUCACAGCAUAUGUACGCAAAUCUGGGUCUGCAAACAAGUAUGCCCACGUCCAUGUCGAGUGUUGCAAUCUCGCGAGAGCCCGAUUAUUCUCAUGCUGCAUAUGACCGUGGUGCUCUUGCCUAUGAUCGAACUCACAUGCGUCAUACAUCGAUGCCAGCAUACAUGGAAUAUUCGCCUGCUCCUUCAUUCGUGUCGUCCCAUUUCGAGGACUACAGCACCCGUGGCUUGUCUUACGAACCAAUCACUCCUCCACAACACCAAGUGCCUGUGGGUGCCGAGCCUGCUUACAUUGCCAACGAGGAUACUGGUCUCUACUCGGCUAUUCCUGAAAUGCAACCCAUGCAAACAUACAACCCAAUGGCCUCCUUGCCACCAUCAACACUUUCGGGGCCUUCUUAUGCCACCGCACCUCGAGCGUUUCCUCCAGCCAAUGUCUACUCUGUGAUUGAGGGUUCUCCCACCUACAAGGCACGCAGGCGCAGAUCUUCUAUUCCCUCUUCUAUCAUGAAUGCCGUUGCCGCCAACGCAGUCGCUCAAGUAACACAUGGCAUGAAGGCACAUAUGCCUCAACGUCCAAGCGAUCUCCGAAGGUCGAUGUCUAGCUCUGUGCUUCCAAUUGCUGAGGGUGACGAAUCUGCUGGUCAGUCUCCCCCGGGCCUGGCACAUAGCUAUGCAUCAUCGCUUGCCCAUCGAGAUCAUGUGCAUGACUUCUCGCGGCAUUCAACACCACUGGGGAGCCUUGAAGAGGAUCCCUCACAGUCCCUUGGCAUGGUGACUUCCACCGAAGCCAUGCCCGGCCUCAUGGCUGAUAUGCACCCGGGAUCCCUACAUGGAAGUUCAGCCGUCAGGCUGGAAAGGCCAGGCCCGAUCCGAAGAGCACGGAGUGCAACAAUGAUGGAGCUUGGUGUACCCUACAAGUCUCACUCUUGCCCAAUCCCAAGCUGUGGCCGGCUAUUCAAGCGCCUCGAGCACCUGAAGCGCCAUGUGCGUACCCACACGCAAGAACGUCCCUAUGUCUGCCCGUAUUGCAACAAGGCCUUCUCGCGGUCUGACAACCUCGCCCAGCAUCGUCGCACUCAUGAGUCUCAACAAGAUGGUCAACCAGUACAAGUGACCAGCGAAGAGGAGCUUGAGAACGAAGAGAACGAAUUUGGUUCAAUGGACGAACUUUCUUCCCCUGACGAAGUCACCAGGCCAUCAAGUGUGUCUGGCAUGAUGGCUAUGUCGAUGCCUCCACCGUCUACACUGGUCAUGCACACCAUGUCCCACUCGAUGGCACCCAGCCAACUUGUUCAACCCUCGAUGUUGCAAAAUCUGUGA
Messenger RNA from Exophiala aquamarina CBS 119918, 2085 nucleotides. RefSeq names its product transcription factor STE12. Lineage: Eukaryota; Fungi; Ascomycota; Eurotiomycetes; Chaetothyriales; Herpotrichiellaceae. Gene Ontology annotation, biological process: regulation of DNA-templated transcription; sexual reproduction. The transcript has 3 exons. Gene Ontology annotation, molecular function: DNA-binding transcription factor activity. The record is from RefSeq and is a predicted model, not a curated record. The coding region runs from base 1 to 2085 and encodes 694 amino acids. Gene Ontology annotation, cellular component: Ste12p-Dig1p-Dig2p complex; nucleus; Tec1p-Ste12p-Dig1p complex.